AUGUCUUCAUCAUGGAUGAGAAUGUUUAUUCUUAUAGCAUUCAUAUAUUUUUUUGAUUGUUGUUUCUCUAGUAAAAAAUCCUAUUCUGAUAUUGAACCAUGUGAUAGUAAUCGUUGUCGAUUACCUUAUUGUUAUUGUUCAAAUCAGUCUAUUCCAGGUGGAUUAGCUAUACGUGAUACUCCACAAUUUAUUGCAAUAAACAUAAAUGGACCCGUCAAUAAAAAUACGUAUAAUCUAUUAAAAGAUUUAUUUUUUUCAAAAAAAUAUUUUAAUCCCGAUGGCUGUCCAAUCAGUGGCACUAUGUUUCUUAAAAGUCAUAUUGAUACCAAUGAAUGCUUGCUUCGAAAAGUUUUACAACAUGGAAAUAUUGAAUUAAGUAUAACAUCAAAUUCAAGCGAAUGUCCAACUGUUGAUUGUCGUUUUAAGGAAAAAAACGAUAGAAGUCCGUAUGUACCAUGGCGUUCAUAUCGUUUAUAUAAUGAAACAAUUGAUUAUCGUCGUACACUUGCUAAAUUAGCUGGUCUUCAUUCAUCAUCAUUUGUUGGUUAUCGUUCACCUAAUUAUGAAGUUAACAAAAACCAACUUCACUGGCACAUUUUACGUGAACAUAAAUUUUUAUAUGAUUCAACGUUAAUAACACAAGAAUGGGAUAUACGUUUCUAUAAUCAACAACAACCAUCGCCAUUAACAUGGCCACACACAAUGGAUUUUGCAGCUAAUUAUGAAUGUUCACAAGGUUGUUAUACACAAUCAUUUCCAGGACUUUGGACUAUACCAAUACACCUGUAUCAAGAUUUACAAGGAAGAAAUUGUACUACAAUAGGUAGUGAGAAUUGUCGUGUACCACGUCAAAAAGAAAAUUUUUUUAAAUAUCUUAAAUAUAAUCUUAAUCGUCAUCUUCAUUCGAAUCAUGCACCGUUUAUAAUGGCAUUUGAUAAUUAUUGGUUAAAUGAGCCAUACACUUUGUGGAGAGUAGAAGGACUACAAUUAUUUAUUGAACAUAUAUUACGAUAUCAUUCAAAUGAUGUUUAUUUUGUUCGUAUGAUUGAUAUUAUUAAUUGGAUGAAACAGCCGAUUGGACUUGAACAAAUGAAAGAAAAAUAUUUGUCAAAUAUCGAUGUAAAAUCUAUUUGUAAUGAACAAAUUAAUAUUGAUGAUGAUGAUGAAGAAGAAUGUUUUAAUGGAGGUCAAAUACAAAAUUUAAAAUCGAAUACAUUAAAACAUAAUGUAUCAUUAUUUAAUCUAUUCGAUACGAUGUCCGAACCAUUGUUUCGUUCAAAUAUUGUUCUAUAUUCAACAGCUGGCUUUUGUAGUUUUGUUAUUGUAACUUUUAUUUAUGAUAGAUUUUUUAUGUCGUAG
Rotaria socialis is the source of this 1359-nucleotide messenger RNA. NCBI's taxonomy places the organism in Eukaryota, Metazoa, Rotifera, Eurotatoria, Philodinida, Philodinidae. The record is from the annotation of a GenBank genome assembly.